This is a messenger RNA of Prunus armeniaca (apricot), 291 nucleotides long. Lineage: Eukaryota; Viridiplantae; Streptophyta; Magnoliopsida; Rosales; Rosaceae. The record is from the annotation of a GenBank genome assembly.
AUGACAGGCCCAAGUUCAGGGAAGUGCUUUCACCUGGCCUUGCUUGCCUGGGCAAGCGGUGGGACCCACGAAACUAGGCCAGCCCGUGGGCCAAACCAGUAUGACCUCGAGUCUGGGUUUGCUAAAGUUAGCGAUGAUCGACCUAAUGGUGCGUGUGAGGCCGCGGGGAUACUGACGGACUACUGGCCUGUCACCCUACCAGAAAACCCACAGCGCAGAGCAAUGGCAAAUGGGUCGUUAGCAGCCGUCAGAUGGAAGCGGAAUGCUUGGAAAAAAUCUCAAGCGGGGUAA